Molecule: messenger RNA, 2144 nt
Organism: Arabidopsis lyrata subsp. lyrata
Lineage: Eukaryota; Viridiplantae; Streptophyta; Magnoliopsida; Brassicales; Brassicaceae
Product: probable mannan synthase 10
Exons: 10
Coding region: 251-1909 (552 amino acids)
Cellular component (GO): Golgi apparatus
Molecular function (GO): mannan synthase activity
Source: RefSeq, a predicted model, not a curated record
UGGUUUAAAGUUGUGAUAUACUGCUCGUGAGUCAUCAGCAUCUUCUCCAAAUAAUCAGCAACGUACACUACACUAUUAACGACAAGUCGAGAACCAACCAAACUAAAGAAAACCAACAAAAUGUCUCAACUAAAAAAACAAUAAAAACAAAUAAAUUAAAAGAGUGCUAGCUUAAAGAUGCAAAUGCACCAUUGAAUUAGAAUCUCUCUUGAAGUAAGUCACUGAUGAGCUUAAACUAGAGACAGAGAAAAUGACUACGUUUCUGAAGUCACUCAUCUCCUUACAAGAUUCAUGUCUUGCCUUCAUAUCUCUAAUGUUCCAUGGAGGGAGUUCUGAAGAUGCAGCUGAAGCUCUCAAGAAGCUUGAAGCAUCCGUUAAUGGUGUGAGGAUAAGCAUCGACACGACAUGGACAGGAGAAUUGAGAAGCUUCCUUAUAGUUCCCUUAUUCAAGUGUUUGGUGGCUCUUUGUUUGAUGAUCUCCCUCUUAGUUUUCAUAGAGGGUAUAUACAUGAACCUUGUAGUACUCUAUGUCAAGUUGUUUAAGCGAAAACCGGAAAAAAUCUACAAAUGGGAGCCGAUGCCGGAGGACAUUGAGCUCGGACAUGAAACCUACCCCAUGGUCCUUGUUCAAAUUCCAAUGUACAACGAAAAAGAGGUCCUUCAAUUAUCUAUAGGUGCUGCAUGUAGACUAAUAUGGCCAUUGGAUCGCCUAAUUGUUCAAGUUUUAGAUGAUUCCACUGAUCAAACCAUCAAGGGGCUGGUGAACACAGAGUGUGCAAAAUGGGAAAGCAAAGGCGUAAAAAUAAAGUGUGAGAGGAGAGACAACAGAAAUGGCUAUAAAGCCGGAGCUCUUAAACAAGGCAUGAAGCACAAUUACGUGAAGCUAUGCAACUAUGUUGUCAUCUUCGACGCAGACUUUCAACCGGAGCCUGAUUACCUCCAACGCUCUGUCCCAUUCCUCGUCCAUAACCCCGAGGUCGCUCUUGUUCAAGCCCGUUGGAGAUUCAUGAACGCAAACAAGUGCUUGAUGACGAGGAUGCAAGAGAUGUCCCUCAACUACCACUUCAUGGCAGAGCAAGAAUCUGGAUCCACUAGACAUGCCUUCUUUAGCUUCAAUGGAACUGCGGGUGUAUGGAGAAUGGCCGCAAUGGAAGAAGCUGGAGGAUGGCAUGACCGGACCACUGUAGAGGACAUGGACUUGGCCGUUCGUGCUGGUCUUCUCGGCUGGAAAUUUGUCUUUCUCAAUGACCUCACGGUGAAAAGCGAAUUACCAAGCAAAUUUAAGGCCUUUAGAUUCCAGCAACAUCGAUGGUCUUGUGGUCCAGCUAAUCUCUUCAGGAAAAUGAUUAUGGAGAUUAUUCGCAAUAAGAGAGUGACGCUUUGGAAGAAGUUGUAUUUGGUCUACAGCUUCUUUUUUUUACGGAAGAUCAUCGUCCACUGCUUCACGUUUUUGUUCUACUGCGUUAUUCUUCCUACAAGUGUCUUCUUCCCCGAAGUCAACAUUCCAGCUUGGUCAACUUUUUACAUUCCGUCUAUGAUCACUCUCUGCAUCGUCAUUGCGACACCAAGAUCAUUCUACCUCGUAAUAUUUUGGAUCUUGUUUGAAAACGUAAUGUCUAUGCACCGGACGAAGGGAACUUUCAUCGGCAUACUCGAAAGACAAAGAGUGAACGAAUGGGUUGUCACUGAGAAAUUAGGAGAUGCUCUUAAGACUAAGCUAUUUCCUCGGAUUGGAAAACCUAGUAACAGGUUUCUUGAAAGAGUGAACUCCAAUGAGAUAAUGGUGGGGAUAUACAUCUUGUGUUGUGCUUGCUAUGGACUUUUUUUUGGGAACACAUUGUUAUAUCUCUAUCUCUUCAUGCAAGCGGUUGCUUUUCUCGUAUCCGGAGUUGGCUUUGUCGGCACUUAAAUAUUGAUCACAUUUAGACCUCAAUUUUAGUGUCUAGCUCUUCAACAAGUUAGUUCAUGCUUAAUUACUCAGUCACAAGUUAAUUGUGUAAAUUAGUUUGAUAAUUUCUUGAUAUUUUGUCUAGCUACGUUAGUUUUAUAUCUUGUAUAUCGAAUAAGAUGGUGUUAUACAUCAUUCUAAUCACACAAAACAAACAUACAUUUUUUUAUAUAUUAUAACUGCUUUGAUAAAUUAA